AUGAAAAGCUCUGUGCACGAUUUCCGUAAAGGCCUCAUUGACACACUACUUCAAAAUGUUCUUGAAAAUGUCACAGGUCAAAGAGACAAUCUCAGUGCUGCUGCUUGGCUCGAGACGCUGGUGGAUGUGGCCGAAAGAGUGUCGUUGGAAUCCGUGAAGCAAUGUAUAGUGCCUGUUGUUCAACAACAAGCCGAACCUGCUCAGCGUGUGCAGCGACGAAUCAUCGCCACUAAGUUGUUGCAAAAACUCGCCGACAUAUUGCCAGCCAAUGAGUGA
Messenger RNA from Cooperia oncophora, 276 nucleotides. The record is from the annotation of a GenBank genome assembly. Lineage: Eukaryota; Metazoa; Nematoda; Chromadorea; Rhabditida; Trichostrongylidae.